AUGAACACAUAUCAGGCAAUACCCGGCAAAACCUUGAUUCAAGUGGGUGAUGACAAGUUGGAGGUCCGCCGUAUGGGGCUACAGGCCUUUCUAGCCCAUAUAGUUAACGAUCCCGUGCUCUCAAACGAAAAGUGCGUGGACGAGUUCCUGCAUAAGCCUCCCGGGGAAUGGAGUCGAACAAGUGAUUUUGAAAAAACUCCGGACAUAAAUAUUGGGCACCCAAAAGAAAUCCCGCUAAAGAUUUGUAAAAGCCUGGCGACAGUUGGUGACGUCGAACCGAAUCUAAAACCGUUAUUAGACUUAGCUAUUAAGCACCACGACGAGUCAAUCGAUAUCGACACGGAGUUGAUGAACGGCGAGAUGGUAAAUGUUUUGGGGCCCAUACAAGAUUUGGCGGGCUACGGACGGGCUGUGCAGAAAAUCUUGACGAGGCGGAAUGACCUGCAAUUCGAUUGUCAAUAUAAAAGUAAGAAACUGGAUCUAGCAAAAGUUGAUAGGGAUGCUACGCAGCAAGGAGAGAGGACAACAAUGUCGCUGGCGAGAAUGUUCGGGACGCCGGCAGAGACUUUGAAGCAAGAGAAUCUUGCGCAAUUAGAUAUUAAAAUAAAGCAGCUCCGAAAACAACGAGACGAGAGCAGGAAUAUAUCAAUGGACGCUGAUGCAGUGGUCACCAACGAGCUGUAUAGAUGGGAGAGGAUAAAGGAAGGGAAGACCACUGAUAUGCUUCGGGCAAAGGCUCACUUAAACAUCGUACGGCUCGAGAAGCAAAUUCAAAGUUUGCAGAAGUUUGCGAAUGAAGUAGAGAAUGUCGAGCAAACUCCUAUGCUGAGCCGGGAGGAGUACUUCAGGAAAAAAAUCGAUAGUGAAUUGGAUGACAUGCUCUUCACGCAAAUACCCGGGCUGGCACAAGGGCCUCCCGACUUUGAGAAGCUCUUAGAAAACUCCACGGAAGAAUACAUAGACUUGACAAAAUUGAGAACUCAUGCACACGAUCUUCUGGCGGAUGAAGAGAUAGGGGAGAUAUUAGACGAGAAUAGUUGA
This is a messenger RNA of Sphaeroforma arctica JP610, 1041 nucleotides long. RefSeq lists its product as hypothetical. The transcript has 9 exons. Gene Ontology annotation, molecular function: phosphatidylinositol binding. NCBI's taxonomy places the organism in Eukaryota, Ichthyosporea, Ichthyophonida. The coding region runs from base 1 to 1041 and encodes 346 amino acids. The record is from RefSeq and is a predicted model, not a curated record.